UUUUUUUCGGUUAGUUUCUUGAUUCUAGUCCGAAAAACGAACUAGUUUGAACACUGGUUAGAAAAGCAUUACGCCGUUAUUCGACGUCUGCACUCAUGUCGGGCAGGAGUAACGGCGUGGAGUGGGUUGAGACAACCGAGGAAGUGGUUGUAACAGAGGAGUGCCUACCAUCUGAUAACAGCACAACAGUGAUAUCGGUUUUAGAGCCAGCAGAAACACCAAUCCAGGAGUUACUGGACACUGUGGGGAAGGGAGAAAACCCAGAGGCUGAUGAUGGAUUUUAUUGUGAGGAGUGUGUGACUCUCUUCCAGGACCAGAGUGAUCCUGCUAACAUUAAUGGCCCAUCUUUUAUUCUUGACUUUCCAACGAGCAUGGGUGUCCCUCAGAGGGCCCUCCUCACUCUUCCUUUUGGUUUGAUGAUAGGCAGAUCUAGUAUUCCCAAGGCAGGGAUUGGGGUCUUAAAUCAUGGACCAAUAGUGGCUCCAGGAAUGCAUUUUGGACCCUUUGAGGGGGAAGUGACAACAAGCGAAAAUGCCUUGGCAAGUGACUUCUCCUGGGAGAUUUACAAAGGCAAACAUGAGUAUGAGUACAUUGAUGCUGCCAGAGAAUCACACUCAAACUGGAUGAGGUACGUCAACUGUGCUCGUAAUAAAGACGAGACAAAUUUGCUUGCAGUCCAGUACAAAGGCAGCAUCCUUUUCCACUGCUGUCGCACCAUACAACCUGGAGAUGAGCUCAUGGUGUGGCCCAGCAGUAAGCUUCUCACCAAUUUUAGUGAAGCUUGGACCCAGAUGUGGUUUAUGAAGUCAAAUUCAGCAGAGAGCAACACCGCUGCAGCAUCUCAGAUCUUCCUGUGCUCCCACUGUAAUUUUUCCUUCACUACCGAGGCCUUUCUCCAGAGACAUACAGAAAUCUUCCACACACAGCCUACAGGGGACUGUACCACACCUACUGCUGAAGCAGCUGAACCGGAAAAUCCCACUUCCAGUGCUGACUCAGGUCCCCCUGGAGCAUCCCUGGUGGUACUACCUGUUGAUACCGAUGAGUCCAAAACAUGUGGUGAUUGCGGGAAGAUUUUCAAGCAAAUACCUCACCUCAGGAGGCACAAACUUUGUGUCCACUCAAACAAGCGCCCCUACUGCUGCCCACAGUGCAGACGAACCUUUAGCCAGGCAUCUGGCCUAAUCAGACACCAGUUAGUUCACAGAAAGCAGCCUGUGCUAAAAGUUCCUAAUGAAAAGAAAAUUUGCAGUGAGAAGAAAGAGAGCUUGACACAGGGGUCAGAACUUUUUAAAACUGCAGAUUCAGCUGUAACUGAUGAAGCAAAGGAAAUGAAUGUAAGUGAGAAUCUACAAGACGCUAUGGAUGUAACUGAAACUGAGAAUACUUCUGCAGGAGAAGCAGAAACCCAGUCCAGUUGCACAGAUUGUGGAAAGAGCUUCACAAAUGAAGCCUCCCUCAAAAAGCAUAAAAUGACUGUCCAUGAGAGGUUACGUCCAUAUGUGUGCACUGUGUGUCAGAAGUGCUUUGGCCAGUACAAUGACCUGACCAGGCACCUGCGGCGUCACCAAAACGAAAAUAAAAAGCAAGAAAAAGCAAAUCAGGCCCCAGAGGAACCAAACGCCAUGCCCUUUGGCUGCGCUGAGUGUUCACGGACUUUUUCUUCAGUGGAUACCCUUCAGCAGCACAUUAGCCAGCAUCACUCAGAGGAUGAUGAUCCAGUGCCUGCUGAUGAUGAUCAAAGCCAUGAUCCUGACUUCAAUCCACAAUCCUCAGUGGCUGAAACUGUUGGAGCGAUCCAGGAACUUCCGUCUCAGAGGCCUCAGCGACUUGGAGCUAGAUCUAGAAUUUCUGCCAUAACCAAGCUCAUAGCUCCAAAACGAAGGGCAGACAUGUGCAAGAAGCCAUUAAGCAGCACAGGGCCAGAGGCACCUGCUGUCAGGACCGGAAAGGUAACAAAAUACAAAUGGUUCAGCUGUAACUGUUGUAAACGAACAUAUGGAAACCCAGACGAUCUCAAAGCACAUAAGUGUACUCUGAGACAGCACAAGUGUGGUCAGUGUGGGGCAACCUUUACUAAGUCUGGUUUCCUAAAAAGACACGAGCAGACGGUGCACGGAAAUGCAAAAUCUUACAGCUGUGAGCGCUGUGAGAAAGUCUUCACUACAUCUGGUAACCUCAAACAACAUCAGAAGAGCAAGACUUGUAUGAAGUAUCACUGCACGUCUGAGCUCUUCCCCUGCUCGUUCUGUCAGUUCUCCUUCACUAUGAAGAGUUACCUGGUCAAACACAUGAAGAGGCACCACCCUGUGGAGUAUCUGUCACACUGCGAUUCAGACAGCCUCAUGGAUCAGCUGGAGGAAGAGGAGGGGGAAAAGGAGUAUGUUUGCCCCCAUUGUGGGAAGAGCUGUGCAAGCGCCAAAGCUUUCAAAUCUCACACCUGCUUCCAGCAGAUGAAGGUUUUGUACUUGUGCACCGACUGUGGAAAAGGGUUCACAAACCACUACGGUCUGAAGCAGCAUCAGCGCAUUCACACAGGGGAGAAGCCAUACAGCUGCCCCCACUGCAGCAAAAGCUUCUCAUACACCGGCCAGCUCAACGUGCAUCUCAGGACUCACACCGGAGAGAAGCCGUACCUGUGCACCCACUGCGGGGAGAGCUUCAGGCAGUCUGGAGACCUGAAGCGACACGAGAGGAAGCACACGGGGGUGAGGCCCUACAGCUGCCCCGAAUGUCGUAAAAGCUUCAGCCGCCCGCAGAGUCUCAAAGCUCAUCAAAUGCUUCACCUGGGACAGAGGAUGUUCAAAUGCACCCAGUGCGGAAAGAGCUUUUCAAGAAACUACCAUCUCAGGAGACACCAUCAGAAGAUGCACUUGUAAUCACAUCAUAUUGUUGGGACUCACUGGAGGUACUGUAGAUGAGUACGUAACAUUAUUUAAGCUUAUCGUUAAGUUUAAAGAUAAAGCAUUUCAUAUCCCAAAAAAUUGGAUUUUUCUGUUUAAAAUUCUUUUUUUUUUUUUGCCUGUUAAGUGACAGAGGUAAGUCCGAAUAGAAACAAUCUUUCAGUGGAUUUUCUGCAGUUAACAAAUGUAAAAGAAGACACACAAUCAUAGAAACACAACCGUAUUGUUUCAGUGUCAGCUCGCUU
Toxotes jaculatrix (banded archerfish) is the source of this 3148-nucleotide messenger RNA. RefSeq names its product histone-lysine N-methyltransferase PRDM9-like. Gene Ontology annotation, cellular component: nucleus. Bases 96 to 2879 code for a protein of 927 amino acids. Gene Ontology annotation, molecular function: protein binding; DNA-binding transcription repressor activity, RNA polymerase II-specific; histone methyltransferase activity. Gene Ontology annotation, biological process: cellular developmental process. NCBI's taxonomy places the organism in Eukaryota, Metazoa, Chordata, Actinopteri, Toxotidae. The record is from RefSeq and is a predicted model, not a curated record. The transcript is spliced from 7 exons.